AUGGGCGAUAUGACAAGACCUCUUCGCGACUGGGCCCAGGAUCCAUACCCUCCGAGACAAGGCAGCGACGUCGGUGAUAAUGUCUCCGCUUAUGCCCAAACCCAUCACAGGGUCGUUGCACCGACGAAACCGCAAGACUGCGUCCAGCUUCCUGGACUGUCUAGCCUGCUUUCAGCCGAUCCGGCAUCCUUAACCUCGCCUUACAGAGAUUUCAACGCCGUCACUCCUUCCUCGUCUACUCCGGCUGCCAACUAUGCAACCCCGUCUCCUGAAAGACAGAUGCCGCCACAUAUACUUUCGUCGGGCAAAGUCUAUGGCAGCCUGUCAGGGUCGACAGGUGUGCAUGCUCCCAUGAGUAGCUCUGAUCCUCGACUAUCACCAGCAGCUCAAUCGUUCGCCUCUAGCGACCGGUCGUCUCGACACCACAGUCGUAAUUUGCCUGCACACUAUCAUCAACCGGUGGUAGCAGCAGGCUACUCUGUAACCUGCAACGACCGCCCGGCUUUGGCAUCUGCCUCGCCAUACCGCGAGACAAAAAAAAUGUCCGUUGCGGGCCUUUUGAGUGAUACGGCACCGCACCCCAUGAUGUCACCACAGCGGCCCCUCGGGUUGGCGCAGUUUCCAACGGAGCGGAAGACUGUCACCCCUGUGCCCCCGCAGAUGCCGUCGAGGUCACGCUACAAGCGCAUCCAAGCCCGUCUGCUAGUACAGCAGCAGCUGCUGCAGCAGCCGCAGCCGCAGAAGGCGCAUGACGCUUGCCGGACGCCUUCAAGUACCAUACCGACGACAAGGACCAGCGGGCCAGUCAUGGGGUCAGAGUAUCGGAUAUGGGUGCGGCAGCAGCCAAUGGCAGCGCGGUCGUGUGGGUUUGGAGAACGAGACCGAAGGGUGAUUGACCCGCCACCAAUAGUGCAAAUGGCAAUCAACAUGCCGGGAGCGACGCGCGAGGAGAUCAGGGCACGAAUGCGGAUCCAGUUCGCGGUGCUGCACUGUUCAAUUUGGGACGAGACAGGCAAGCAGGACAAUUCGGCGAUGCCCGAGGACUACCGACAGCAGCGACGGCUGAUGGGCACGCUGGUGUCGAGCCCCUUUGUCGGCGAGGACGAACACGGCGAGGAGGGCUGUUUCUUCUGCUUUCCUGACCUAUCGUGCCGCACUCCAGGCGCAUUUCGACUCAAGUUCGUGCUGGUGGUGCUGGAUCCUAGGAAUAUGCGCACCGGCGGGUCAUCGCCCAUCCUAGCCACUACCAUGAGCGGUGUCUUUAUCGUCUACAGUGCCAAAGACUUCCCGGGAAUGCAGGCCAGCACCGCCUUGACCAAGCGACUCAAGCAGCAGGGCUGUCUCAUCUCCAUCAAGAAGGGAAACGACAAGACGAGCGCAGCCCACGACUGCGAGAGCGAAGACGACGACGACGGCGAAGGUAGCCAGGACGACAGGCUCUCUUCUGGUAAAGGCUGCAAGCGGGCCAGGAAGGCGUGA
Messenger RNA from Grosmannia clavigera kw1407, 1479 nucleotides. RefSeq names its product nuclear divisionprotein rft1. NCBI's taxonomy places the organism in Eukaryota, Fungi, Ascomycota, Sordariomycetes, Ophiostomatales, Ophiostomataceae. The transcript has a single exon. The record is from RefSeq and is a predicted model, not a curated record. The coding region runs from base 1 to 1479 and encodes 492 amino acids.